UUGAUCCUUGGAAAGCUUUCAUCRUGGCGUCGAACAUGAGUUUGCCUUCAAGUCUUCCUUUGUUAAUUCUAGAGGACAAAGUUCUUUUACCAGGUUCUUCAAUGAGGAUUGCAGUCAGAGACAGUGCAAGUAUUCGUAUGAUUGACUCAAGACUUUUGAAGAGAGAUUUGCUGAGAAGCGUUCUUGUUGGUGUGGUUCCUCGACGGUCGAACCAAGAGCAUACCAGUGAUUCAUUGGUCAAUGCCAUGGGUACAGCUGCAGUGGUUGUCCAGGUAACUGGUACUAACUGGCCAAAACCAUUAUAUACCUUGUUAGUGACUGGACUAUGCAGGUUCCAAAUUGAUGGAAUUAUCCAGGAUUUACCAUUUGUUGUUGCCAAUAUCAAACAAAUGGAUUCACCAUCCAAGCAAGAAAUGGACAUCAAGAAAAAUGCAGAGUUGACAUCAUUAGCAGUUGAGUUCAGGUUGUUAGCAGAGGAUCUUGUAGAUAUUUUAGAUGGAAAGGCACCAGUCAUCAAUCGUCUCAAGGAAAUGCUAACAGCUCUACCAGACCACAGCCUUCCUGAUACUUUAGCAUCUAUAGUCAAAGCAACAUUUGAUGAGAAACUUGAGGUUCUUAACACAACUGACUUGGUUGAUAGAUUCAAGAAAGCUUUACACCUUCUGAAGAGACAACAAGAGAUUGUAAAGGUUAAUGGUCCCAGCAAGAUUAAUGAACCAUCCAGGAAAUCCAGACAGCUUUCAAAAAAGUUUGGUGGUAGUUCUUUUCCUAUACGAAUCACCAAGGGUGCUGAAAGUACUGAUGAUAAUGAGGAUGAGGAUGACAUUGAAGAACUUGAGCGCAAGCUGAAAGGAGCUGCGUUACCUGAACAUGCUCUCAAGGUUGCUAUGAAGGAAAUCAAGCGAUUGAAGAAAAUGCCUCCACAGUUUCCAGAACAUGCAACAACAAGGAACUAUUUAGAAUGGAUGAUAGACUUGCCAUGGAGCAAAGAAACAAAGGACAAUUUAGACAUUGCCAAGGCUAGACAUGAUUUGGAUCAGGACCACUAUGGCUUAGAGAAAUUAAAGAAAAGAGUCAUUGAAUAUCUUGCUGUGAGAAAACUAAAAAACAGCUUGAAAGGUCCCAUUUUGUGUUUUGUUGGUCCUCCUGGUGUUGGUAAAACAAGUGUUGGUAGAUCCAUUGCUAACACUCUUGGCAGGGAGUUUCACAGGAUCUCACUGGGUGGAAUACAUGAUCAGUCUGAUAUUAGAGGACACAGGAGGACAUAUGUAGGAUCAAUGCCUGGUAGAAUUCUUACAGCUUUGAAAACUGUUGGUGUCAAAAAUCCUGUCAUUCUAUUGGAUGAAAUUGAUAAAUUGAGUAAAAGUCUCCAUGGUGAUCCUGCUGCAGCUCUACUAGAAGUCUUGGAUCCUGAACAAAACUGGACAUUUGUUGAUCACUAUCUUAAUCUUCCUUUUGACUUAUCACAAGUAUUAUUUAUUGCUACUGCCAACACAGUGUCUUCUAUUCCACCUGCACUACUUGACAGGAUGGAGCUUAUUCAAGUCCCAGGUUAUACGCAUGAAGAAAAGCUUGUCAUUGCAACUGGGCAUUUGAUCCCAAAACAACUCACGUCUCACGGUUUAGAGGGCAAAGAUGUAGCGUUCUCACAAGAUGCCAUCAAGACUAUUAUUUCCAGUUAUACACGAGAGGCUGGAGUUCGAUCUCUUGAGAGGAAUCUAGGGGCACUCUGUCGGUCUGUUGCUGUUCAGUUUGCAGAAAAAUCUCCUCUUAAAACAGAAGGAAUAAAGCUAAAGCAAGCCGACAAGCAGGAAGACAAUGGUAAACCAACAAGCAAAACUCAAAAACCAUUUGUGAUUACUAAAGAAUUUGUUGUGGAUGUUUUAGGACCUCCAGUCUUCCAGUCUGAAGUAGCACAACGACUAGCUGUUCCUGGGGUUGCAACAGGAUUGGCAUGGACAGCAAUGGGUGGAGAGAUCAUGUUUGUGGAGGCAACGCGUAUGGGAGGGGAAGGACAGCUGACACUAACAGGACAACUUGGUGACGUCAUGAAGGAGUCUGCUCAAUUAGCACUUAGCUGGCUGAGAAGUCAUGCUGUAGAAUAUAACUUGGCAAGGGAUCAUGAAGUUGAUCUUGUUGGACAGACAGACAUUCAUGUUCACUUUCCUGCUGGUGCUGUUGGUAAAGAUGGUCCAUCAGCAGGACUUGCUAUUGUCCUUGCUCUUGUCUCGCUCUUCAGUGGUCGAUGUAUGAGAUCAGACACAGCCAUGACAGGAGAAAUCACUCUUAGAGGACUUGUUUUACCGGUUGGAGGAAUAAAAGAGAAGAUCUUAUCUGCUCACCGUGCAGGAAUCACUCGUGUUAUUCUACCCAAGAGAAACGAAAAGGAUUUACGAGAUAUUCCUGAAAAUGUUAAGGCCCGUCUUGAAGUYGUUCUUGUGAAUCGCGUAGAGGAAGCCAUACAAGCUGCUUUUGAAGAUGGGAGUCCCUUUGUAAGACUAUCAAACACCAUUGGCAGCAGCAAGCUAUAGAAAUGAAACAAAGAAUAUAAUAUUUGGAAUAUGAGGGGGUGUCACAUGUCAGAAGACUUUGAAAGGAGUUACACUACAAAAAUAUAUUUUACACAGGUUACCAUUGGCACAUAAGAUAACAUGGUCAAUGGUUGCAUGGUCAAUAGGGUAUUUUACUAUAUUAUCUAUCAUAUGAAUAUUGUAAAUAACACUAGAUUGAAUUUGAUUUAUAUAAAAUGAAAUCACUAAA
Messenger RNA from Exaiptasia diaphana, 2760 nucleotides. Its product is annotated as lon protease homolog 2, peroxisomal. The record is from RefSeq and is a predicted model, not a curated record. Bases 36 to 2531 code for a protein of 831 amino acids. Gene Ontology annotation, molecular function: serine-type endopeptidase activity; ATP hydrolysis activity; ATP binding. Lineage: Eukaryota; Metazoa; Cnidaria; Anthozoa; Actiniaria; Aiptasiidae. Gene Ontology annotation, biological process: protein processing; protein catabolic process; protein targeting to peroxisome. The transcript is spliced from 27 exons. Gene Ontology annotation, cellular component: peroxisomal matrix.